UGUGCCAAAAGUGUCUUCAAAGGUUUUACUAGACUUUUUAAUUGUAUUUUAAAAGAAAGUCACAUCGAUAUCGAAGAAUCAGAUGGAUAACGAUUCUUCAGAUAGCGACUAUAAUGUCGAGGAAUUCAUCAAACCAAAACGCGUGCGCCAUACAGCGAAUGGCGACGAGGCGGAUUUGUUAGGCAACUUCGACGAUGUUAAGCGCCAACAGAUUAUGGAUGGCACAUAUGAAGAGAAAACGGCAGAACACAGUCCUAGCGACAGCGACGACGAAGAAGAUGAUACCACGGAAGAAAUAGCGGAAAAUGGUGAAGUAAAGCAUGUGAUGAACGGCGCAACAAAUGGCACUUCCAACGUAAACGCAGAUGAAAACGGUGCUGGUAGCAGUGAUGUUGAAGAGGAUACGGAUGAAGUGAAAACCAAUUUAACAAAAGAACAACUCGCAGCUUUAAUGCGCGGUGCAGCGAAAACCAAUCGUCAUGUGCUUUAUGUCACUAACUUAAAUUUCGAGACGACAAGAACGGACUUAGAGACGCAUUUCGCCAGCGCUGGUACCGUUAAAGGUGUACGCAUACCAAAGAAACGUCGCGGUGGUUUUGCAUUCGUAGAAAUGGCAGAUAUGGAGGGCUACCAACGUGGUUUCCAAUUACACAAUUCUAUGCUACAAGGGCGUACCAUUAAGGUUCAAUUUUCAGAGGCAGGCAAAAAGAAGUCUGCGAAUAAGAAAAAUAUAAUAAAGCAGAAAAAUAGAAAAUUAGCCGAAAUGCGUAAUGAACAGAAAACAUUUACGAAGAGUGGAAAAUUUUACGAUAAAAAUAUAAAAAAGGAGAAAGCAAAAGAUUUUCUGGCACGCAAGCGAUGGCGUAAACCAACGUCGGCGAGAGCAGCGAGAACCUAAUACCCUAUCCUGUAAUAUCCUAACUCUAUGUAGAUUUUUAAAUAAAAGUGUUCUUUGUUUUUUUAUGU
Molecule: messenger RNA, 966 nt
Organism: Anastrepha obliqua
Lineage: Eukaryota; Metazoa; Arthropoda; Insecta; Diptera; Tephritidae
Exons: 1
Coding region: 83-898 (271 amino acids)
Molecular function (GO): RNA binding
Source: RefSeq, a predicted model, not a curated record